GGAGAAAGGAUAGGCCUGGUGAUUUUCUCCUAACACGACAAGGAUAAAUCUACCGGUUGUACUUAUAGUUUUACGUUUUUUACAACUGUGCUUGAAGAAACAUGUAAUGCGAUUCAAGUUGUGUGACAUUAGACGAAGUGAACAUUGAUAUUUAAUGUAAUAUGAAAAGUUUUCACAUAGAAUAUCGAAAUAAAUUUCCAGAGAAUGGAUGCUUUAAGUGUAUUAAUUGGGAUAGGUCUCAUUCAUUGUUCGUUGUUCUUCUUUGACACAAUUUUUAAGACAUGUUCACAUUAUCCAUAUCUUUACUUUUUAAAGAAUACUGGUUUAGAAAUACAAGCAUUAAGAAUAAAGUGGUUUACAACAGCAUUUAAUCGUAAAAUAAUAAAAUGGGGAAUGGAUCGUUCCAAGUUUUGGACUGCAUGGUUCAAUGCAGGAGUUAUUGUUUGCGUUAUUCUUCUGCCCAUUGCAACAAUUGCAGUUCUAAAGAUGACAUUCAAUAUAUGGACUAAUGGACCAUCUCUUGAUAACAGUAAUUCUGAACCUUUGUUAGAAACCAUGUUACCUGGAAUAGAUGUGCCCUUUAAUGAAAUUGGUUACUAUGUAAUUACAUUAGCAGUUUGUAGUAUUAUGCAUGAACUGGGACAUGCAUUGGCUGCAGCAAGAGAAGAUGUUCAAUUAUUUGGUUUAGGAGUAUUGAUUGCAUUCACAAUACCUAUCGCUUAUGUGCAUAUAAGCAGUGAACAACUUACUGCAUUACCAUUAAAAAACCAAUUACGAGUUACAUGUGCUGGAAUUUGGCACAACAUUGUACUGGCUACAUUUGCUGCAACUGUUCUUAUGCUUUCUACAUGGUUAUGGACACCAUUUUAUUCAGUUGGUAAUGGGAUUUAUGUGAAAACUAUUUUACCAAAUUCGCCUGUAUUAGGCCCAUCAGGACUUCUUGAACAUGAUAUAAUAUACGAAAUAAAUGACUGUCCUAUAAAGCAGAGUGAAGAUUGGUAUGAUUGUAUCUUAAAUACAGUAAAUCAGCCUCCUCUUGGAUAUUGUGUUAAGCAGUCAUUCAUUCAGGAAUAUGAUGAAUCAGUUCCAGCCAGACAAAAAACUAAUGGUGUCAUGAAUUGUUGUACUUCAGAUAGUGAAGUUAGUGGAAGUUUGUGCUUUGAAUAUAUUGAGGGGCCACAAGCUGCUCCUCUCCAUUUACCACCACACUCUUGCCUUCCAGCUAGAAUUAUGAUUAAUCAAUCGCAACAUUUUUGUUACGCGAGUCAUGAAUGUUUAUUUCAUGAUACUCAUUGUUUGAAGCCUUCUCUUGAUAAUGUCACUAAGAUUGUUCAAAUAAAGAGAAGAGAAGGAAAAGAUGUUCUAUUUUUUGGACAUCCUGCGGACAUUUAUCGAACAGUCGAUGUAUCUGAUUGGAUACCGAAAUAUUCAUUUUUAAACUCAAAGUUACCAGAAGCUUUGGUGCUUUUCUGCAAAUACAUUACAAUAUUUUCUGCAGGACUAGCAGUUAUUAAUAUUGUGCCUUGUUUCUUUUUGGAUGGGCAAUACAUUAUAAAUAUACUUGUACUUUAUUUAUUAAAUUUUACACCACAUAAUAAAAAUAUCAGACAAACCAUCAUAUUAACGAUAACAAGUAUAGGUACGUUACUUCUGACCAUAAACUUAUUGUAUUUACUUAUGAAUAAAUUAUUAUAAGUAGUAAGAAAA
Molecule: messenger RNA, 1707 nt
Organism: Hylaeus anthracinus
Lineage: Eukaryota; Metazoa; Arthropoda; Insecta; Hymenoptera; Colletidae
Gene: S2P
Product: membrane-bound transcription factor site-2 protease
Exons: 6
Coding region: 205-1695 (496 amino acids)
Biological process (GO): regulation of response to endoplasmic reticulum stress; membrane protein intracellular domain proteolysis
Cellular component (GO): cytoplasm; membrane
Molecular function (GO): metalloendopeptidase activity; protein binding
Source: RefSeq, a predicted model, not a curated record